Messenger RNA from Ipomoea nil (Japanese morning glory), 1495 nucleotides. RefSeq names its product putative late blight resistance protein homolog R1C-3. The coding region runs from base 51 to 1097 and encodes 348 amino acids. The record is from RefSeq and is a predicted model, not a curated record. Gene Ontology annotation, molecular function: ADP binding. The transcript has a single exon. Gene Ontology annotation, biological process: defense response to other organism. Lineage: Eukaryota; Viridiplantae; Streptophyta; Magnoliopsida; Solanales; Convolvulaceae.
AAAGUAUAAUCAGGCAAGAAUUGAGAGACCCCUCUUAUCUCAAUAAAUACAUGAAGCAACGGAUACAGGCUCGACAUAUGAUUCAUCAAAUUUUCAUGCAAGGAAUUAAGCUUACAUCCUACAUCAAGAAAGAGGUGUUGAAGGUUAAGAAUGCACACUACAAUGAAUCCAAUACCCCACAAGGGAACAAUACUUCUGCUUCUCUUACAGUUGGUGAUUCGUUGCAGCAUACUACAAUAGAAAUGGUGGGCUGUGAUGAUGAGUUCAACAUGAUAAUAGAUAAGCUGAACCAGCAAUCCAAGCAACGAGAAAUUGUGUCAAUUGUGGGAAUGGGUGGAAUCGGUAAAACCACCUUAGCUAAAAGAAUUUAUGGAGAUGCUUCAUUCAUUUUUCGCUUUGAUUGUCGAGCUUGGGUUACUAUCUCACAAGUGUAUAAUCCAACAAAAGUGUUCAAAACUCUUCUUCAUUCUCUUGCCCCAAGGGUCCUUGAAGAAAACAAUGAAGCUAGCAACAACGAAUUGGUUGAGAUAGUUUACAAAUGUCUAAAACGUCAAAGGUAUUUGAUCAUAAUUGAUGACAUAUGGAGUACAGAUGUUUGGUGUGAUUUGCAGAAAUGUUUCCCAGAUGAUAACAAUCAAAGUCGAAUCUUGUUGACCACUCGACUAAAAAAUGUGGCUGAUUAUGCUGGUUCAGAUGGUAAUCUUUGUCACACCAUGCGUUUUUUGGAUUCAUAUGAAAGUUGGAACCUUUUUCAGAACCAGGUGUUGCCCCAGAGAAUAACUUUGUCCCCUGAAUUUGAAAGAAUUGGUAGAGAGAUAGUAAACAAGUGCAAAGGAUUACCUCUUGCAAUUAAUGUGGUUGCUGGACUCCUCUCAAACCCCAAACAAGACUUAAAUGAAUGGAAGCAAAUUGCAAAAAAUGUUCAUACGUUAAGUAUAGAUCAUUCUAAUGAACAGGGUGAAAACAUCAUUGACUUGAGUUACACCUUCUUACCUCAUCAUCUUAAACAAUGUUUCUUGUCACUUGGGCUUUUUCCAGAAGACACUGAACUUAAUGAAAACUUUAUUGUUGAUUUUGGGUUUGGGAGGGAUUUCUAAAGGUUUUGAGGUCUAAGAGCUUGGAAGAUGUGGCAAGGGAAUCCUUACAAGAUCUUGCAGAUAGGAAUCUUCUUUUAGUUUCUACAAAGAUGAAUGAUGAUGGAUUCUUGAAAGUAUAUCAAAUGCAUGAUUUGUUGCGUGAGUUGGCCUUGAGAGAAGCCCAGAAGGAGAAUUUAUUAUGUUCCAAAAAUGAUAGCUCUUUGUUUAGUGUGGGGUUUAGGAGAAGUCAACUAAUAAACUCUUCUUCUCGCAUAUGGAGUAUCCAAUCAAAAAUUUGCAGUUACAACUCUUUAUCUCCUAGCUGCAACACCUUUUUAGCUUUCAAUUCAAUCAGGUACUGCUACACUAAGCAGCUUCAUUUGCAUUCUAAGUUUUUAAGGGGAUUGAAGCUAACAGAG